Messenger RNA from Labrus mixtus (cuckoo wrasse), 3300 nucleotides. RefSeq names its product mitochondrial basic amino acids transporter (gene slc25a29l). Gene Ontology annotation, molecular function: high-affinity L-arginine transmembrane transporter activity. Bases 233 to 1159 code for a protein of 308 amino acids. NCBI's taxonomy places the organism in Eukaryota, Metazoa, Chordata, Actinopteri, Labriformes, Labridae. Gene Ontology annotation, cellular component: mitochondrion. The transcript has 4 exons. Gene Ontology annotation, biological process: mitochondrial L-ornithine transmembrane transport. The record is from RefSeq and is a predicted model, not a curated record.
CGCCCCCUCCCCCUGCACCAACAGAAAUAGCAGAGGUUUGGCAGAAAGAGCACUUCCAGUAGUGAGAAGUGAGGACACAUCAGCAACAUUUUUUUUUUUUAUCUGUCAUAGUUUGAAGCCCAACUUUUCUCACUUUUUUCAACACAGUGCAAACUUAAAAAAAAAAAGGCUUUUGUAAAUAAUAACACUGAGUUAGCUCGGAGACAUUUCAUCUGUUUGACUUUUUGAGGGAAUGGCAUUGGACUUCGCUGCGGGCUGCAUUGGAGGUGCUGCUGGUGUUUUGGUUGGACAUCCGUUUGACACUGUGAAGGUGAGACUUCAAGUUCAAAAUGUGGACCGACCUCUGUACCGCGGGACGUAUCACUGCUUCCAGUCAAUCAUACGCCAGGAAUCGAUGCUCGGUCUGUACAAAGGCAUCGGCUCUCCAAUGAUGGGCCUGACCUUCAUCAACGCCAUCGUGUUCGGCGUCCAGGGCAACGCCAUGCGCAAGCUCGGCCGCGACACGCCCCUGAACCAGUUCUUGGCCGGAGCGUCCGCCGGCGCCAUCCAGUGUGUCAUCUGCUGCCCGAUGGAGCUCGCCAAGACGCGCAUGCAGCUGCAAGGGACCGGCGAGAAGAAGUCCAAGAGGAAGCUGUACAAGAACUCCCUGGACUGUCUGGUGAGGAUCUACAACAAGGAGGGAAUCCGCGGCAUCAACCGCGGCAUGGUGACCACCCUGCUGCGCGAGACGCCCGGCUUCGGGGUGUACUUCCUCACCUAUGACACGUUGACGCGCUCCCUGGGCUGCGAGCCGGACGACCCCUACAUGAUCCUGAAGCUGCUGUUCGCCGGCGGGAUGUCGGGGAUCGCCUCCUGGCUCUCGACCUACCCCGUGGAUGUGAUCAAGUCCCGUCUUCAGGCGGACGGGGUCGGCGGGGUCAACCAGUACAGCGGCAUCAUGGACUGCGUGAGGCAGAGCUUGAAGAAGGAGGGCUGGAGGGUGUUCUCGCGCGGACUCACGUCCACUCUGCUGCGGGCGUUCCCGGUGAACGCGACCACCUUUGCCACGGUGACCCUGUUUCUAAUGUACAUGCGAGAGGGACAGGAGUGUAGCAUCCAGGACUCGGAGCUGCAGGCCGUCCAGCUGCAGACGCAGGCGCAGCCGCUCGCGCAGCAGUGAGCGCCGCCUCGGCCAUCAGCUGAUCCAUCCAGUUUGUUUAAACUUCAUGCAGGUCUAUGAUCUGUUCACCCGGUGUCUAUAAUCAGAGAGCUGGACUGAUCCCAGAUAGGCAUCAACAAAGUGACCACAUGUAGUAUUUAAAUAAUAUAUAUUUUAAGAGAAAAGCUGCAUUUGUAAAUAUGGUCUAUUUUUAAAUGUCCUCGGUUUUAUAUACUUGUUUUUUGAGUUUUUCAUUAAUUUAGGAAACUUGAUGGUUACAGCGGUUCUCGUAUCACACUAACUGUACAGCGAGGGUUACAGGUUACAGAUGUGCGUCACAUCGAGAGUCAAAGAAACACUUUGUCUUUAAUCCUGCAUUGAGGUCACACUGGAGUCUGUUACGAACCGGUCUCCAUCAUCAAACAUUCACUCACGUUAUUGAUCACAGACAGAACUUGACUUCAGUUUGGCAUUUUUGUAAACAUUAAUGGGUUUGCAGUUUGCACUGUUUCUUUUUGCAAACUAACCACGGUGAAAUGAUUUGUGAUUGAAAUAUUUUUAAAUAAAUUUUUUUAAGCCGUUUACCGGUCCAGUGUGAACCUGGCAUUUUAGACCCCGUGCCCACCUAGCGCGCUUUUUCUGGGCAGGAAUCUCUGGUCCUGAAGCGUUUGUGCGCCGAGAAGAAAAAGCGCUGCAAUCUCCGUCCUGUCGCUAUGACAACAGUCUGUUAACAACGGCUGCUGUGUGACCAACACUGCUCAGUUACUUUCUACUGUAUGUUUUAGAGUUGAGAUUGUUUAUUUCCCCGAUCAGACCCGGAGCAAAGAGGAUGUGGGUACAAGAGACAAUCUGUAGGCGGCAAAAAUACAGGAAAUGUCAUACAUUUGGAAAAGAGCGCCUUUCUGAAAAGUUGAAAGAUCUUCAACUUGAGCGUUCGGAGCGGCCGCACAGAAAAAAAAAAAAAAGACACUAGGUGGACACGGGGCCAAAGUGAUUAGUUGUAAAUGUUACAAACACAAAGAACUGUCAACACACAUGCACAUGCUCCUUCUGCCUGUACAUGUAUCUGAAUAUCUUUGAGGAUACAGCUGUGUAUAUAAAAUGUUACAAAGGGAAGCGGCUGGAUGUUUGAGCUGCAGAUGCUGUCUGAUGUUUUAAUUCUGAGGUUAUUCUGUGUGUGUCUCGGGCUCUUUGUCUUCUCAAAUGAUCCUCUUUGGAUUCUGACCGUCGUGUAGAAAUAUCACAAGCUCAGACGUCGCCUCGUCGUCGGGCGACAUGAACAAGUUGUCACACGUUCUUUUGUGAUCUCAACGACUGGUUUUCCCAUGACGCAGUCGUUGUCUGGAAAAACCAAACGUGACGCAGAUUUUCCUUCGUUUUGGUUGGACAUCGUUCAGUGUCCAAAGACGGCACCUUAUGGUUUGACCACUAAUGUAAGAAUGUGUUACAGUGUAACUGGAUGACUUGUUAAAAGUGGGUAAAUCAGGGAGAGGGAGAGAGGGGGGGUGGUUCUGGUGCAAAUGGUUCUGUUUGCUCUCAGUUUGUAAAUCUGACUCACAUGGCUUUUUAAACCACAGCACAGGAGCUAAGGACCCCUCUGCCCCCCCCUGCUCACCAGGACUGUCAUGAGAGGUCAAAGGGCAAACACAGUAAGAAACACUUCACAGUCUGAAGGUAUAAAGCGUUGACCAUGAUUGCCAAAUAAAGGCUUAAUACUGCAGGUUGCUCGUGUUACUUAAUGUGGUGAAGCUGUAUGACUCGUCCAUCUUCACGUCUGUUUCUGCAGAACUGAAGCUGCUGUUACUUCUCUGCAGUCUGAGUUGCACACAUGGAAACUGUCCUUUGUUUUUUUUUCUUUUUCUUACAAAGACAUAAUAAUGUGCAUUCUGUGAAUUUUUCCCAGGUCAUCCUUGAAGAGUAAAUGUUAAGAUUGACUGUAAUCACAUGUCUGUGUUUGUCUGCUUGGUCUUCUAUUUAAUCAUGUACAUGUGUCUUGGCUGUACCGGUGGAGGGUCACGUCUCUCUGUAAAGGGCUUUAAGUCUUUCAUUGUGCCUUUGUCUUCUGCACUUGUCCGUGUACAAUAUCAUGCCCCAAAGCACCAUGCACAAUAUGAAUAAUUUUUUUUGAAAGAAUGGUGAAUAAAAGCCACAUUUUUCAGGUC